Messenger RNA from Wickerhamiella sorbophila, 2316 nucleotides. Its product is annotated as Cullin-1. Gene Ontology annotation, biological process: SCF-dependent proteasomal ubiquitin-dependent protein catabolic process; protein ubiquitination. Gene Ontology annotation, cellular component: SCF ubiquitin ligase complex. The coding region runs from base 1 to 2316 and encodes 771 amino acids. The transcript has a single exon. The record is from RefSeq and is a predicted model, not a curated record. Gene Ontology annotation, molecular function: ubiquitin protein ligase binding. NCBI's taxonomy places the organism in Eukaryota, Fungi, Ascomycota, Dipodascomycetes, Dipodascales, Trichomonascaceae.
AUGAGUCUGCCUAGGGCCACGGAUAUCCAGGGCACCUGGGAAUACAUUGCGAAGGGUGUGGAGAUCAUCAUGGUCAAAGAUUUGGCCAAGGGUGGUCUCACUACAGAGAUGUAUAUGAAUAUGUACACUGCGAUCCACAACUGCUGCGUAGCCACGAGCCAGACCCCGGCGCCGAGAAGCAGUGCGGCAUUGGGCUCUUCUGCGCGUACGUCGCAGAGCCAGCUCCUGGGAGGUGAUAUCUACCAACGUCUCAAAGACUAUCUCAUCCACCACCUGGAGCAUCUCCGUCGUGACGCCGAGCAUCUUGUUGGGAUCGACCUGAUUCAGUAUUACAACCAGUGCUGGCUGCGGUACACCAUGGGUGCAAAGUACCUGGAUCAUAUUUUCUCUUACAUCAACCGUCACUGGGUCAAACACGAGCGCGAUGAGGGUGGUCGUCAAUCCGGCGUUUACGAAGUGAGUGUGCUGUGCUUGGUGUUGUGGCGAGAUUAUCUGUUCACGUCGCUUUCUCAGGCUCUGGUCGAGGCUCUACUGCAGCAGAUCGAAUCUAGCCGUGAAGGUAACCCUGCCCAGGUAACUCCGCUCCAGCUUGCGAUUAGUUCGAUGGUGUCAAUUGGUUUAGACGAUCAAAACAGCAAGCGCACGAGUUUAUCCUUCUACACAAAGAACUUUGAGGAACCUUUCAUUGAGGCUACUGCUGCAUACUAUAUGGCUGAGAGCCAGAGGUAUCUGAAUGAGCAUGGCGUUGUUGAGUAUAUGCGUUUAGUCGACCAACGGCUCCAAGAAGAGCAUCAGCGAGUUGCCAUGUAUUUGCAUCCCAACACCGAAGAACGCUUGAUUUCGGUCUGUGAGAAAGUGCUCAUUGAGGAUAAUCAGGAAAUCAUUCAGGACCAGUUUAUUGUUUUGUUAUCUGCCAACCGUGAAGAGGAAUGCAACAUCCUCUAUCGCUUGCUCUCCAAGGUCCCCCACAGCCUGGAGCCUGUCCAAGAUAUGCUUACAACUUACGUUGAACAGCAGGGGUUGUUGGCAGUUGACGCACUUAUUGCGGAGCAUGAGGGUAUUCCAGAACCCAGAGUAUAUGUUAGCACUCUACUCAAGGUCCACGAUCACUUUGACGAGUUGGUGAAGAAAUCGUUCGGUAGCUCCCCAGGGAUGCUCAAAGCUGUGAAUACUGGGUUUACAACUGUUAUCAACCAAAAUCUCAUUGCCCGGCCUGCAGAUAAAAAUGGAAAUCGAGCCAAGGACUCUAAAACUCCAGAGCUGUUGGCUCGAUUCAGCGACUCGCUUCUCAAAAAGUCAUCGAAAAACGCCGACAAUGUUGAUGUUGAAUCCUCACUGGCAGGCAUUUUGCGUCUCCUGCAGUUUGUAGGAGAACGUGAUGCUUUCGAAAAACAUUACACUCGUUUGCUUUCCCGCCGGCUUGUUCAUCAAACUUCUGCAAAUCAAGAAAUGGAAAUUAGUAUGGUUUCUCGUCUUACCGAAGUCUGUGGUAUGGAUUACACUAACAAACUGAACAAAAUGUUCUCUGAUAUUACAAUGUCAACAGAGAUGCAGCAGCAGUUCAAACAGCACAACCCCUAUCCCUCCGUGGAGUUCACACCCAUCAUUCUUGCCGAUGGCUUCUGGCCGUUGCCUCAUCAAAAAGUUGAAUUCUCCUUGCCUGAAAAGCUUCAGAAAACCCUCGAGCGGUUUUUGGUCUUUUAUGAGGAGAUCCACUCUGGCCGUAAAUUGAAGUGGUUAUGGAACUUUGGCAAAGCUGAGCUAAAAGUUAAUUUUGCCAAAUCAUCGAGAUCUGGAUACGUUCUACAGGUCUCAGUUUUUCAAAUGGUAGUUCUGUUGUUAUACAACGACACAACUGUUUUAACAAUCGACGAAAUCAUCGAAAAAACCGGUCUACCCGCCGAGUUAGCUAUUGGAGCCCUGACUUACAUUGUGAAGGCACAUAUCCUUAAACAGACGCCUGCUGCCGCUCCUUUGGGUGCGCCUGGUACGGAAUACAGCUUGAACAAAGAUUUCAAGUCCAAGAAAAUGAGAAUCAACCUUAACUUACCGCUGAAAUCUGAACUCCGGCAUGAAGCCACUGAAGCGCAGGCGCAAAUUCAGGAGGAACGCAACAUGUUUUUGCAAACUGUUAUUGUGCGUAUCAUGAAAGCUCGCCGCGAGCAAAACCAUGCGUCCCUAGUUCACGAAACAAUGGAGAUGGCUCAAAAACGAUUCAGCCCCACCACCCGCGACAUCAAAAAGGCAAUCAGCGCGCUGGUCGACAAUGAAUACCUUAAGCGGGAGGGGACGGAUCAGUAUGUCUAUUUAGCUUAA